Molecule: messenger RNA, 2127 nt
Organism: Pelodiscus sinensis (Chinese soft-shelled turtle)
Lineage: Eukaryota; Metazoa; Chordata; Testudines; Trionychidae
Source: RefSeq, a predicted model, not a curated record
CUUAUGUUCCAACAAGUGGUGAAUGCUGAACGCAGCAGGGGCACGUUAACACCUUUGACUCCUUGGCCCUCCCUGUUCCAUCCAGCUGAAUGCGCCAGUACACGACAGCCUGUCCUCACCUUCUCGCAGGCCCCGGGCCACAGCAUGAGACGCAGCAACACAGCGUCCAGUUGGGAAAACCCAGCAACAGUGCAUCAGUCAGGUGACCUGUAAGUAAAACACCCCUGUGGCGCAGUCCCCGCUCAGGCCCCUUGGUUUGGGACACCUUCUGGUCCACGAAUCAGCCAGAGAGCCUUCCGCUGCGUCACCUGGGCUUGUAUUGUCCGUUCCCCCCGCCUCCUGUGUGCAAAGCUUCCAGUCAAGUCAGUGCCUCCAUCUGCCUGGGCGCACACUCAGCCACAUCCUGGCUCCUGGCUCCUCCUUGCCCUCUCCUGGCUUCCUUCCUCUGCCUUACAUAGCCCUCGCCCAGUGAGGCUCACAGCUGCUUCUAACAGCCCUUCAGGCCUGGGCUUGCUCAGCCGUUCCCCCUCGGCCUCUUUAGCCAGGCUACCGUGGCAGAGCGCUGGCUUAGCCAGCCGUCUGUCACAGCCCCCUCGCUAUCUCGGUCCGGUGGCUUUUGCCUCAGUUUCCCCACCCACCUGUGGGAAUGACCAGUGAACAAAUGUUCUCUGGUCCCAUGUCAGUGACAUUCCCGAGGCUGGGGGUGUGUCCCGGCAGAUCCGGCUCCGUCCCUCGCGGAACGCCCAGCUGGGACUGCGGCAGAGAGGCCUUGCGGAAACGCCACCUUUGCUCUUGCCACAGCGCAGGGGCUGCUCCAGGUGGGCUGCUCACAGGCUGUUGUUGCUUCCACAGUCAAGUAUCUCUGACCUCGGCAUAGUUCACCCGACCUGCGAUCACUUUGUACACAGAAAUGCACAGCAUGCACCACACUGGAGCAAAGUCCCAACCCCCGAUCACAGGCGCCUUCUGCACCCAGCUCUUCCUGCCUCGUUCCCAGCUGCAGGGCAGAGCGGGGCGGGGAUUUCGGGGGCUAUAACUAGUCCCGCUCCCACUGGGGGUGGCACUGCCAGCCGGAGCAGAGGCAGACGAGGGGCUAUGGCUGGCCUGUGUGUGAGCAGGGUGCUGGUGACAGGGGCCAAUCGGGGCAUCGGCCUGGAGCUGGUCAGGCAGCUGCUGGGGAAGGCCAACCCACCAGAGAGGGUCUUCGCCGGCUGCCGGGACCCANGGGCGAGGAGGGAUCGUGUGCUUAUGCCCCUGUGCUCCCCCCCCCCAGACGUUACCCACCCGGCCAGCAUCCAGGCGGCCGCAGCCAGCGUGCAGGAGCAGCUGAAAGGCUCGGGGCUCACCCUGCUGAUAAACAACGCUGGCACCGCGAUGCCGAGCACGCUGGAGUCUGAGACGCCGGAGGGCAUGGCCCUGGUGUAUGCAACCAACGUGACGGGGCCCCUGCUGGUGAGCCAGGCCUUCCUGCCCUUGCUGAAGAAGGCUGCCCAGGAGAGCCCCCGGACAGGGCUGAGCUGCAGCCGGGCGGCCAUUGUCAACAUGUCCAGCGAGGCCGGCUCCAUCCAGAACAUCUUUCUCUGGCAUUUGGGGCAAGCCGUCUCCUAUCGCUGCAGCAAGGCAGCGCUGAACAUGCUCACCAAGUGCCAGGCCUUGGCGCACGGCGGGGACGGGAUCCUGAGCGUGGCUCUCCACCCGGGCUGGGUGCAGACGGACAUGGGGAGUAGAGCCUCCCUCAAGGUAGGCACCUGCGGGGCGACGCAGGGCAGAUGCUCAUCGCAGGGCUCACGGCUCCGCUGGAAACUGCCGUCCCCUCCAGCUCUACCUGGUCCAGAGCGGGAGGGUCCCAGUGACUCUGUCAUCAGACCCCGGGGCUCAGCUCUGUCCUGGGCACUGAAACUCCUGUUUGCUACCUGCCCCCUGUGCAUGGCCAGCGCGAGGGGUGGGCGUGUGCUGGCACACUCGCCCCACGGCCCACGCAGCGCGGCGACGUGGGGGCAGCAGGAGCACAGAAGAGCAGCCACCGCCUCACCUGCGCCAGGGCGAGAGACGGUCACGGGGCACCACGAGCCCCCAGGCACAGGUGGUGGUACCCGCACACACGUCUCUGUCCCUUCCACACUGUAG